Hipposideros armiger (great roundleaf bat) is the source of this 3481-nucleotide messenger RNA. It is a transcript of the gene SOD2, whose product is annotated as superoxide dismutase 2. The record is from RefSeq and is a predicted model, not a curated record. Gene Ontology annotation, biological process: superoxide metabolic process. The transcript has 5 exons. Gene Ontology annotation, cellular component: mitochondrion. NCBI's taxonomy places the organism in Eukaryota, Metazoa, Chordata, Mammalia, Chiroptera, Hipposideridae. Gene Ontology annotation, molecular function: manganese ion binding; superoxide dismutase activity. The coding region runs from base 116 to 784 and encodes 222 amino acids.
GGGGCCUGCGGCGGACGGCGGUGUCCUUGCACCGCAGCCCCGGUCGCCGGUUUACUCCGGGCGGUCAACGCGGUGCGGCGUCUGUGACUCUGAGAGGCCUGCAGGUGGCAUCACCAUGUUGUGCCGGGCGGCGAGCAGCACGAGCCGGAAGCUGGUGCCGGCGUUGGGGUCUCUGGGCUCCAGGCAGAAGCACACCCUCCCCGACUUGCCAUACGACUAUGGCGCCCUGGAGCCACACAUCAACGCCCAGAUCAUGCAGCUGCACCACAGCAAGCACCACGCGGCCUAUGUGAACAACCUGAAUGCCACCGAGGACAAGUACCAGGAGGCGCUGGAGAAGGGUGAUGUUACAACUCAGAUAACUCUUCAGGCUGCACUAAAGUUCAACGGUGGAGGCCAUAUCAAUCAUAGCAUUUUCUGGACAAACCUGAGCCCUAAUGGCGGUGGAGAACCCAAAGGGGAAUUGCUGGAAGUCAUCAAACGUGACUUUGGUUCCUUCACCAAAUUUAAGGAGAAGCUGACCGCUGUAUCUGCUGGUGUUCAAGGUUCAGGUUGGGGUUGGCUUGGUUUCAAUAAGGAGCAGGGACGCUUACAGAUUGUUGCUUGUCCUAACCAGGAUCCCCUGCAGGGAACAACAGGUUUGAUUCCACUGCUGGGAAUUGAUGUGUGGGAGCAUGCUUAUUACCUUCAGUACAAAAAUGUCAGACCUGAUUAUCUAAAAGCGAUUUGGAACGUAAUCAACUGGGAGAAUGUAACUGAAAGAUACGUGGCUUGCAAAAAGUAAAACAUGAGCAUUGCACAUAAACAUAAAGCUCUUUAUUACUAUUUUUGAGUAGUGCAGAGUACUGCAAUAUACCCAUAAAGCUGCUCUAUCGUAGAGAUCUGAAUGUAGCUUAUUCAAGUAUUUGAUAAACAUAAUGUAGUGCCGUGAAUCAUUUCUUGUUUUAAAAUUUUGUUAUUGAGCAACUGUUUGAAAGUGGUAAAUGCUGUCUUUUGAUUGCACAUUUUCUUCAGAGAGCUAAAAUACCUGGGAGGGUAUGAAUGUCAUCACAAAGCCAUCAAAAACAUUGUAUCCCUAUUUGUUGGGGCCUCUAGCAAAGGCUUUCUAAUUUGUUUCUAUUGCAUUUACAGAAAAUCUAGUCUUUUGCCCCAGUUGUUAACAAUAAAAUACUAAAUUUAUUCCCCAAGCAAUAGUCAGCUAGUCAGCUUUCUACUAAAAAUUUCUCUUUUUGUAAGUAAUCCUCUGUCUAGGAUAUCACCCAGUGGUCUUUAUUUAUGGUCACGUGUUGCACAAAGUUAACACCAUUUGUCAUUUAAAAAAAUAUAACUUGAUUGCUAAUUGAGAAUUGCUUUAUUAUGAGAAGGAAAUAGUUCUGCAUCUGAAUUUUUUUUGUAGAAAGAAAUACAAAGACCUUUACAUGAAAAUUUGUCCUCAAACAUAGAAACGUGUGUUGCAUAAGUACUCAAAGUGGGUAAAUUGGGCCCAGUUGAUGAAAUCAGUGAUAGGGAUGAGGCCACUGGUCACUGGCCAGGCGCUGGCCUGGCCCCCUUCUUUCAGGCCUGUUUUGAGCAGCUUUCUCAGAAGCACCCAGCAUGGUCAGGCGUUGCCUUCCCAGCGAAGACAGGCAAAGUGGCUCCUGGUCUUAGCUGCGCCUCCCCCAAGAAUAUUCAUUUUCAAAGACUUGUUUUUGAGUUAUUCUAGCCAUUUGAUGCUGUUUUUCUCUUUCUUUAGAAAAAUGUGCAAUCUCUAUAGGAGCUUUAUAUUGUUGAAUUUUUUUCAAUAAAGGGAAAACUACACCCAGAAUACAGCGACACAGCAUGUCAGAUUUUGUUCCUGUUCUGUUGUAAACGGAGCUGUUUCCAGGUAGCCCAGAGCCUUUGAGCAUCCCACGUUUCAGCAUCUUCCUCAUCAUCUUUAAUGGCUGUAUAAUAUUUUAUCAAUUGGACAGUUCCUAAUUUAUUUUACAGUUCUAUUACUGAAUUUUACAUUUGUUUCUAAUUGUUUAUUACAAAUAAUGCUGUGUUGAGCAACCCACAUAGGUUUUACCUUCUAUUGGAAUAUUUUCUCUAUAUAGGUUUUUUCUUAAACCUAUUUAGUAACAGGAUGUUUUCCCAGUUUAUUUUUGAUUUUUUUUCACCACUUUAUUUUCCUGUUUGUUUUUUUUUAAUUGGAAAGAUGGAGUAACUUAGCAGUUUCAAUAUUGAAGACUGAAGUUUAAAAAAAAUUAAAUUCAAAGCACUUUUCUUUUAGAAUUCAAUUAGAAAAGCUUCUGAAUUGUCAAGUGUUGAAGAGACUGAUGACUCUGAGAGUGUGUGUGUGUGUGUGUGUGUGUGUGUGUGUGUGUGUGUUUAUGCUUACAGAUUGAAAAUACUUGAGAGACUGAUUAUAAACCACAUUAAAAUGGCUUUCAUGAAGGGCAAAUGGAAGUCAGGUGAUUACUGCUUACAUACAUAAUAUAUAUAUGCUGAUAUAUUUAUACACAAGGCAAUGAACUUUAAACAGACCUAGAAAAGUAGGACCUUUUGAAAGAUGGUCUUUUGAGUACGAGUAGUCUGCUAGAUCAUGGUUUGUAUGGAACUGAGUUGUGUAGAGACUACUGAUUUACAUAAAACUUUUUGACUCUUAUUAAGUUUUAAGAUUUCAAAAAAAAAAUUGAAUGUUGAAAUUUUUAUGGGGCCCCAUUUUUGCUUUGGCUUUAUGUUGAGGGAACGAGGAAAAGCACACUGUCCUCUAAGGUUUUGCUUUUCCCUCUCUGUCAGAUAGAUUUUUAAGAGCCUACGAUAAUGUAAAGAUUUUAAUUAUCCAGCAGAAAAUGAAACUAAGGUUCUGUUUAGCCCUGUUUUUCAUAACAGAAAAGAAACAGAAAAGGUGAAAUAGCCGUUUCUUUUGAAAAGAACAAGCAUUGUUCAUCCAGGAAGGAUAUUUGUGACCGAAACAGCAGGGCAUGCUCUAGUCUUGAUAUGCUUCACAAACCUUAGCACGAUUCGUGCUGCAGGGGAAUAGGACACAAACAGGUCUGUGAAAUAGCAUCUGUUGCCUGAACCAUUGGAUAAUUAUACUUAAUAUUGAGAAGUUACAACUUAAUUACUCCUCAAGUUCAGGAUCUUAUAAAAUGAGAUUUGAAUUUCUGUUGGGUACCUUUAAAAAAGUAACAUCAAAAUCAUAUAAUUAAGAUUGAUGUGUGUUGUGAGUCAUAUCUAAAACUAGGUAUAAACACAAACUUUGUUUCCUGUUUUAUUUUCAGGGAUACUACUGUUUGGGAAAGCUAUUAGGUAACUUGUAAAUCACUGUCUCUCAUCUUUAGUCAUAACCUCAUGAUCCAGCAAGCUAAUGUCCUGUCUUCUAAGAUACACAUAGUACAUACUAAAAAUCCUAUAAGGUCCUGGAUAGUUUUCACUUAAUUCAUUAAAGAAACAUUUAUUUUCCUAAUGUAAGUGUGAAAUUUUUUGAUUGUUAAUAAAAGAAUCUUUCACCUAUCAA